Clonostachys byssicola is the source of this 270-nucleotide messenger RNA. The record is from the annotation of a GenBank genome assembly. NCBI's taxonomy places the organism in Eukaryota, Fungi, Ascomycota, Sordariomycetes, Hypocreales, Bionectriaceae.
AUGGAGGUCUCGGAACAGCAGCGCAUCAUGCGAAGCUCCAAGAUUAGCCGCCUUCCAGGUCCCAAAUCUUCCCAGGAAUCCGGAGGACUCGUCGAAAUGACCGAGUCGCAAAACAAUUCUCGAAUUCAAUAUACCGGCCCGACCUACGGGAAAUCGUCAAUCCAGGGCGUUAAGCGCGAGACGCCCCAGCCAGGUAAUGACGUACCGCCCUCACCAAAGAAAGCAUCCAACGGCAUGGCGAGAACAGUCACUAACCCUAUCAUUUCGUGA